AUCACCCCGACCCACUGAAUAGACGGCACCUCAAGAUAUGUGGUCGCAGCCAGCUCGGGGCGGGGCUGACCCGCCCAGUCCGGAUGAUUGGGAAACGCUCUUUGAUUCGGGUCAGUUGGAAAGCCAGCUCAACGGUUUACGUGUCAGCAAACCCGUCCAAUCUGGAGGUGGUCAACCGACGUUGAGCGGGUAUUACGCCCCGAGCGGCUAUCAACCGGCCGGCUAUGGGCCACCCCCGGGGGCGGGUGGACUGCUGCCCACGCCUAAUCCGGCCCUCAUGCUACCACCGCCCGUGUACGGUCGGCGGAAUGCCGGUGGCCAUCCUUACUCUCGCCCUCCUCCGCCCAUUGUCCGGGCUGGCGUAUCUUAUCCGACCCCGAUCGCGCCCUACCCGUCAUCGCCCCGUUUGGCCUCGACCAGUGGGUCGGGGCCGUCCGGGGCGGGGCCGGGUUCCCUGUCGAUCGUGGCCCGACCACAAAUCCUCGUCCGGCCCUCCGGUGAUAAUAGUCUUCAUACUGAAUACCAGCCGCCCGAACCCAAGCUCAAGAUCUUGAAGCGUCCUUCCAGCUCACCCAGCAAUUUAGCGGCUCAAGGCGGAGCUGCGGCCAAUGCGGUCUCGGCCAAGCCCAAGUCGCUCAAGCAGCGUGAGGAAGAGUACGCCCAGGCUCGACUCCGGAUUUUGGGCUCGCGUGGCGAGGCCAGUGAAGAGACUGAAGACUUUGAGACGCUGAACGGACAUAGUGACCCGGGUUCGCCGCUGUCAAGCGUGUUGCCCACUUUUCCCCCGCCCACGGAGAGCCUCAAUGCCAUUACCCGGGCGCCCAAAGGUCCGGAUGGGACCAAGGGAUUUCAGGCCAGUCGGUAAAUUGGCCAUGGUGGAUCAAUGGCACAUGGACCCUCGCGCUCAACUAAAAUGUGAUUCAAUUUUUUAAGUAAACAGACUCGGGACCACGAAUCCCUCGUUGGCUCCGUUCGAAGUGCAAAGUGAAAGCGAUGGUGUCCUGACUGACAUGGCUUCACCCCCUCGGUCGGGUUCAUAGCCUGGCGGGGCCACCCAGAACCCGCUUCCCAUCGAUCACAAUCUUAUGCCUCGAUUCUAUUGCCCACAUUUGUGUUGCCUUUUUUUCUUUGUGAAAACCAACAAUAAAAACUUCUUACAUUCGCCCAUAGAACACCCGAGAGUUCUCGGCCCAUAAAUAUACAGUACAUGGUACCACUUACCGUAUCUUCCGUUCUCCAUUCUUUGUUCAAGA
Molecule: messenger RNA, 1253 nt
Organism: Tigriopus californicus
Lineage: Eukaryota; Metazoa; Arthropoda; Copepoda; Harpacticoida; Harpacticidae
Product: actin nucleation-promoting factor WAS-like
Exons: 1
Coding region: 38-865 (275 amino acids)
Source: RefSeq, a predicted model, not a curated record